Messenger RNA from Exophiala aquamarina CBS 119918, 1305 nucleotides. Its product is annotated as eukaryotic peptide chain release factor subunit 1. Gene Ontology annotation, biological process: cytoplasmic translational termination. Gene Ontology annotation, cellular component: translation release factor complex; cytosol. The record is from RefSeq and is a predicted model, not a curated record. Gene Ontology annotation, molecular function: translation release factor activity, codon specific; sequence-specific mRNA binding. The coding region runs from base 1 to 1305 and encodes 434 amino acids. The transcript has 2 exons. Lineage: Eukaryota; Fungi; Ascomycota; Eurotiomycetes; Chaetothyriales; Herpotrichiellaceae.
AUGUCGGCUCCACAACCAAAUGAAGCAGAAAAAAAUAUUGAGAUAUGGAAGGUCAAAAAACUCAUCAAACGCCUUGAGGCUGCCCGCGGCAAUGGAACAUCAAUGAUCUCCCUCAUCAUCCCCCCCAAAGAUCAAGUCUCUCGAGCUGCCAAAAUGUUGGCUGAAGAAUUCGGUACCGCCUCCAACAUCAAGUCGAGGGUCAAUCGCCUAUCUGUUCUGUCCGCCAUCACCUCCACCCAACAGCGUCUCAAGUUGUACAACAAAGUUCCUCCCAAUGGCCUGGUUGUCUAUUGUGGUGAAAUCAUCACCUCCGAGGGAAAAGAGAGAAAGAUCAAUAUUGAUUUCGAACCAUUCAAGCCUAUCAAUACGUCUCUCUAUCUCUGCGACAACAAGUUUCACACCGAGGCUCUCAGCGAACUUCUCGAGUCCGAUCAAAAGUUUGGGUUUAUCAUCAUGGAUGGCAACGGUGCUCUUUUCGGAACUUUGAGCGGUAAUACACGAGAGGUCGUUCACAAAUUCUCCGUUGAUCUUCCAAAGAAACACGGUCGAGGUGGUCAAUCAGCCCUGCGUUUUGCCCGUUUGAGAGAAGAGAAGCGACACAACUAUGUUCGAAAGGUUGCCGAGUUGGCGGUUCAGAACUUCAUCACCAACGACAAGGUCAACGUCGCUGGUAUUAUUCUUGCCGGUUCUGCAGACUUCAAGAACGAUUUGAACCAAUCCGACAUGUUCGACAAUCGUUUACAAUCAAAGGUGAUCAAGGUCGUUGAUGUGUCUUAUGGCGGUGAAAACGGUUUCAAUCAAGCCAUUGAUCUCUCUGCCGAGACUUUGAGCAACGUCAAGUUUAUUCAAGAGAAGAAAUUGAUCGGUAAAUACUUCGAGGAAAUUAGCCAAGAUAGUGGUCGAGUUUGCUACGGAGUUGACGAUACCCUCAAGGCUCUUGAACUUGGCGCUGCUGAAACCUUGAUCGUCUAUGAAAAUCUUGACAUUACCCGCUGGGUUAUAAAGGGUUCAGACGGAGUAGAAAAGAUCUUGCAUACCACCAAAGCUCAAGAAGCCGAUCGUGAACAAUUCAUGGAUAAAGAGACUGGACAAGAGAUGGAAGUGGUCGAUCAAAGCUCCUUCCUCGAAUGGCUCGCUGAGAAAUAUAAAGAUUUCGGUGCAACAUUGGAAUUUGUUUCGGAUCGAUCGAGCGAGGGUAACCAAUUCGUCAAGGGGUUUGGUGGCAUCGGUGCCAUCCUGCGCUACAAGGUCAAUUUUGAGCAAUUGGCUGACGUUGACUCCGAAGAUGAAUUCUAUGAUGAUUGA